This is a messenger RNA of Botrytis porri, 2223 nucleotides long. RefSeq lists its product as uncharacterized. NCBI's taxonomy places the organism in Eukaryota, Fungi, Ascomycota, Leotiomycetes, Helotiales, Sclerotiniaceae. The transcript has 4 exons. The coding region runs from base 1 to 2223 and encodes 740 amino acids. The record is from RefSeq and is a predicted model, not a curated record.
AUGCUAAUCUCACCGACCCUUUAUCAGAAGAAGUAUGGUGCUCCUCCGACUCCUAUAGCCAUUAUUAUCGGCUCACAUCGCAGCGGACUCACCCCAAUAUCUGCAUACAACCUUACCAAUCCGUCUGCCAAUGCCUCCCAUGAAGAAAGAACAGCGUAUCAACAAUUCAGGUUACGUGGAUACACAUCGCGACUUCUAGUCGAUCUUGAUGUUGUCUCAUUGAGAUCAUUAACCAUUCCAAAAGAUUCAAAUCCGAUCGAUCCAACAAUGCAAAGAAGCAGGUGGGCUAAAUCAAGUGGCCUGAUACUUCCAAUGAGUAGUUCAGAGAAAGAAGGAAUUUCGUGGACAGCGCAAAAUCCUCUCAUUUGGGAGCAUCUUCAACCGUGUCUAAAACUCGCCUCGAGGUUAUUGGCGAGAAUGCAUUUAGACCCUUUUGUUCAAGCUCUACUACUUGGAGGUACUGAGACAAUUCCGAUCGAAGAUUUCAAGCCUCAAGAUGUAUUUCGUUUUGGUCCUGGAAUCCAAAAACUUUUCAAACGCUUUCAUCCCCUGCCAUACGAUUCGACAAAUGCUUUUCGAACAAGACAGGAGUUAAAUCGUAUUGAAACAAAAAUCCUGAUGCGCCAUUAUACGCUGGCAUUUGGUGUUGAUGAGUCUGCCAAAAGUCAAGGUGAUGAAGGAAUGGAAUCGUCUGCUCCUCCAAAACAAAGCUUCGUCGCAGUUUCCACAUACAACCGUCAAAGUAUGACGAUAGUCACUGAGUACAAUCAUGUACUUGGCUAUGCUAAGGAAUUCACUUUCGAUGGAGACUCUCUCAAGGAGGAAAUAAAGGAAGCGGUCUCUCAUGGUGCACUUUAUGAGCCAAUGUGGCGUCGAGAACAAAAGUCUGAACUUGGAUGGGCAGGCGAGGCUUCCGUGUUUGGAGGCACACACUCCAAAAUACUGUACAAUAAAAUAACGGAUGGACCUGGUUUAGGAAGCACUCUAGAUCCAUGGCCAGAAUACGACGCAGCAAGGCAUGGCGAUGCACCUCAGCUUGUACUACCCUUGGGCUCAACAUGGGCAUCUCCUCUGCCUAUAUAUAUGCACACCCAGUUUCGAUCAGAGGACUUCUGGUCGUUGUAUACCAGAAAAUAUGGGUUAUUCCACCCUGUAAGUACGAUAGGCUAUGCACAUGCAAUCACCAUUGAAGAUGACUAUGCUAAAGAUAUUGAUUACCAAUACAAAAUUAUUCUUCCGUCUGAUUUCAACGGAUAUUUAUCGCCAGUGUCAGUUAUUACCCCCACCCUGCAUGGGUUUUCGAAACCGAGUAAACGUACGUAUGCAGAAUAUCUCUUGUUAAAUCAAGAUGGGAGAAUGGAAAAAGCCAAAACUCUUCAAAGUCGCCUCGAAAGAUUUCGCGAUUCAUUUUAUGAAAUCAACACAACUAUGCAUCAACAAUCCAAAACACUCAUGGACUACGCGUGGCUAUUUGCAUAUUUUGAAGAACCACCAGAGCCAGAGUAUGAGGAAGCAGAGUGUGAAAAUGAUUUUGAGAAAUGGCUUGAUGAAUGGACCGAGUCCUUGAGCAAACUUACUGAAGCCUUGGAUGCGUGCUUACAAAAUUUCGACAUUUGCAUUCACAGACUUAUCGUCUGGGAAGCAGCCAUUAAAUUCAGUUUAUAUAGCCACAGAUACCAUGAAGAGGAAAUCAAUCAACGUAUCAAUCUCCAAAAUUUCGGGGCAAAUCUAUUGAAGCUUAUCGAAUCACUUAAAUUCAUAGAAGGAGAAAAUGAUAGAAAUUUGCAAAAGUACUACAAUAAUAGCAUCGAUGCCUACUGGGCCAGUCGCAGAAAGCUCUCUCCUGAAUUCGAUUACGCGACUGUCGUUGCGAACAAUGCGUCGAGUGCACAAAAGAACAAAGCCGUCUUUGAAGCAAAAUUACAAAGAGCUCGAGCGCCCUUGGCAUAUAUGGACGUCGCUUCAUUUGAGCCAUUGUGUAAUCAGAUGCUCCAUGAUGAUCUUGGAGCGACUCUGAGACCAGCAUUGAGAGCAGAACUUUUCAUACUGCUAACGAAAUGCACGACUCUCUACAAAAGUAAAUUAAUUGAAUAUGCGCGGGGAGCGAGAAAAGCACUUCUCUGGUUAACAAGGGAUCCGACGGCGUCAGAUGAAGAAAAGCUGUCGGCACUGGAGGAACGAGACAAACUUCAAGAGUACAUAAACGCAGCUAAAGAAUGUUGA